This is a messenger RNA of Mycosarcoma maydis (corn smut), 1908 nucleotides long. RefSeq lists its product as uncharacterized. Gene Ontology annotation, cellular component: extracellular matrix. The transcript has a single exon. Lineage: Eukaryota; Fungi; Basidiomycota; Ustilaginomycetes; Ustilaginales. Bases 1 to 1908 code for a protein of 635 amino acids. The record is from RefSeq and is a predicted model, not a curated record. Gene Ontology annotation, molecular function: protein binding.
AUGCACUUGCUCGUGGGCAAGCGCAUCUCCAUAGGCCAACAAAAGGGUACAAUUCGCUACCGUGGCCCAGUACCACCUGCAAGCGGAGAAUGGCUUGGAAUCGAAUGGGACGAUCCCGCUCGUGGCAAGCAUGACGGAACUAGCGACGACGGAACUCGCUACUUCAACGUCCGUGUUCCCGGCAGCGGCUCGUUCAUCCGUCCAACCGCUUCCAAGCUUUCGAGUGGAUGCUGCUUUCUCUCUGCAUUGCGCAACAAGUACAGUGCUCCCACAGAUCGGUCCGCUUUGACAGUACAGUCAGUGACACCACACCAGUACUCGCGCAAGAACAUCGCUGAUAUCGAAAUCGAAACCCCCAAUCUUGACCGAAUUGCUCUCAAGACGGCGCGACUAGAUCGACUCAGGGAAGUGGGGCUCAGUGGGUGGCAGCAUUCCUCGCUACCCGACAUGGAUGCCGAGACAAGUCAAGAUGAGCAGUACAAUGUGGCAACCGCAUUCGAUGAGGCGCAGGGCAGCGGGCCCGGCUCGAUACGUGCAACGUGUCCGAACAUACGGUGGCUCGAUCUGUCGAGGUCGUUACUACCGGACUGGGAGGAGGUCUCACUGAUCGCUUCGGAACUCGCUCAGCUCAAGACGCUCUUGCUGCAUUUCAACCGCCUGCAGCCGCCGCCGAAGCAGAUACCGACGAGCUGGAGUGAGAGGUUGGGACAUGUUCAGGACUUGCGCUUGGACGGCACACUGAUCCAGUGGUCUGAAGUUUUGAGGCUGGCACCAGCGCUUCGGAAUCUUCGCUCGCUGCAUAUUGGCAGCAACGAGAUCACCAGUCUAUCAAAGUCGAGCUUUCGAACGGAGGAUCGCGUCGAGCAUCAGAGCGGGUUGAACGUCUUUCCGUGCCUCACCUCUCUCAGUUUGGAAGGCAAUGCGAUAGAGUCGUGGUCAGACCUUAUCUACAGCCUUUCGCCACUAGCUUCGCUCGAGACCCUCAAUCUCGAUCGAAACCGUAUAAGCAUUAUCCCCGCGGCUUCAUCUUCGAUGUGCAAGCUUGCUGGACUCAAGCAACUUUAUCUCCGAGGCAAUAAGGUCGAAUCGUGGUCCUCGCUCGAGAACAUCGCUCAAUGGCUUGGUCCAGGGACAUCCCUCGAAGCGCUGCACAUCUCAACCGUUCCCGACGAUGACAACGCUCAACUAUCGAAUACCGAGGACAGCCAGGGUGAGCUGCUCUCGAAAUACGAAUAUCGAGAUUUCCGAGCGAUUGCCAUUGCGCGCCUGCCCAUGCUCAGAGUGCUUGACAAGACCGAAAUCACUUUGAAGGAGAGAAAAGACGCCGAGCUGUUCGUCUAUACUCGGUUCCGAGGGGGAGAUGCGUACAUCAUCGAAGGCGGUAUAGCACGCCAAGGUUCAGAAGAAAAGGUACAUCUAUCUGAGGCGGAAAAAUUCGAACGGUUUCCAAGACUCCUCGAGCUGGCCAAGUUGUUUGAUGACGAAGAUCCCUGGCCAGCCACUGACAGAGAUGCCGAGCAGCGCGAUAAGGAGAAUAACAAAAAGAACACUCUCCGGUCCAAAAUGCUCAAUGUCUCGGUCAUUGCAAGUACCGCGUCUCCUGAGUCAGUGGUACCUCAUGUGACAGACAAGCUUGCAGAAAAGGAGGACGUGCAGGUGUUGGCAUCCACACCACUGAGACUGCUCAAGAUCAAGUUGGCCAAUGCAGUGGGCGUCAAGGUGGGUCAGGUGGACCAAGUGUGGGCGCUUAUGGAACAGGCACUCGCUCCAGAGCCACACGGGCGAGAUGAAAGGAGCUGUGACGAAGGCCGAGAGAGGAUAGUGCUCGAGCUGGAUGACAUGUCGCGCAGCUUGGACUGGUAUGAAGUGUCAUCUGGCGAUUCGCUCGUGCUCGUCACUCAGGCGUAA